UUGGUGAGGUGUGAACUCUCAGUACAGAGUACAUAGUAUUUCUCUUGGUGUGAGGUUGUCUAUAAGAAUUGUUGAUGGUUGGAGGCUCCGGUGUACCAGAGGUGACAGUUGGGUGCACCGGCAGUGACAGUUGGGUGUGCUGGUAAUCCCAGGGCAGUAAUCUGUAUUAUUCUAGUGCUGUGUGCGGAGGGCAGAUCCCGGCUGAGCGGUGUUUGCAGUUGCACUUUGUCCUACUUUUUAUCAUCCAACUUUCCAGCUGCAGACAGGAAGCGCGGACUCCGGGAGAGAAGGAAACCGACAGCCGUUCCCAGGUGGGAGAAGAAUCUGACACCUGAUAGGCUGACACAGGUUUUGGCAUUUAAGAAAUACAGAAGUGCAGAUCCAUGUCCUCCAGGAAAGGUACGGAACGUGCGCUGCACCUGCUCUGCACCUACCAGGCCAAGCUGUGCACCCCCGACCAGCAGAAGCUCCGCGCCUCCCUCCAGGGGGUGAUGGGAAUGUUCCGGAGUGACCUCUUCCAGGCUCUUUUAGAUAUCCGGGAAUGUUAUGAGGUCACUCUGAAUUCUGCAGCCAAGGAGACCGCCGAAUGCCCACCUCUGAAUUCUAUAGAAGAAGAAAAACAGGUAACAAUCCAUCAGACACUGAGAGAUCCAUCUGAAACAUUGUUACAGUGUAUGAGAGCGACCAAAGAUAUUAAAAAACUGGUAAUCGUGUGCGCUAAAAUUAACGUGUGCGUCAUUUUUAUUGAAAAUACCUCAUUUGAUAAACAUACAUUGGAGGAAGCGGAGUUGGGUGAUGACGUGACGAGGGAGCCGGCGGGGCCCCAGUGUGUCUGUGUGACCAUGAGGAUUACUGAAGAGAAGAAGGAGACGGUACAGACAUGGCUGAGCCCGACACACGCAACCCUUCCCAAGGCGGGUGCGGCCCCGAUGCUGGUGAACGCGGACUGCCUGGACCCGGGCUCAUCGGUGAAUGGGAGCGAUGCCUUAUACAAGUAUGAAGAGAUUGUACUAGAGAGGGGAAAUUCCGGCCUGGGAUUCAGCAUUGCCGGCGGGAUCGAUAAUCCGCAUGUUCCUGACGAUCCUGGAAUAUUCAUCACAAAGAUCAUUCCUGGAGGGGCGGCAGCCAUGGACGGGAGACUAAUGGUGACGGACUGCGUUCUGCGGGUGAACGAUGUGGAUGUGACGGAAGUGGUUCAUAGUAAAGCGGUGGAGGCUCUGAAGGAGGCCGGGCCAGUAGUGAGGCUGCUAGUCCGACGCAGACAAAGUCCCCCAGAGACCAUUGUGGAGGUCAAUCUACUAAAAGGUCCUAAAGGGUUGGGGUUCAGUAUUGCCGGAGGAAUCGGGAACCAACACAUUCCAGGAGACAACAGCAUCUACAUCACCAAGAUCAUUGAGGGGGGAGCAGCACAGAAGGACGGAAGACUGCAGAUCGGUGACCGGCUCCUGGCGGUAAAUAACAGCAACCUACAGGACGUCCGGCACGAGGAAGCCGUGGCCGCUCUGAAGAACACGUCCGAUAUGGUUUAUCUCAAAGUGGCCAAGCCGGGUCCAGUUCACCUCAAUGAGAUUUACGCUCCCCCUGACUAUGCCAGCACUUUCACUGUUGAUAACCAUAUAAGCCAUAACUCCACUCUGGGCGGGUACCUGAGCAGUGUGGAGAGCAAAUCCCCAUACCAGCCCCCUCAAGUCACGCCAUCGAGAUUUUCUCCUGUUCCUCGACACAUGCUGGGAGAAGAGGACUUCACCAGGGAACCGAGGAAGAUCAUUUUACACAAAGGAUCUACAGGACUUGGCUUUAACAUUGUCGGUGGGGAAGACGGAGAAGGAAUCUUUGUAUCUUUCAUUCUGGCUGGAGGACCUGCAGACCUAAGUGGAGAGUUACGCCGCGGAGACCGCAUUCUGUCCGUCAAUGGAGUAAAUCUACGCUGUGCAACACAUGAACAAGCUGCAGCAGCUCUGAAACGGGCUGGACAGACAGUGACUAUCGUAGCACAGUAUCGACCCGAAGAUCUCCCAGUAAAUAGAGAGUAUUGCAGGACGGUGUUAUGUGACCGCACGCAGGAUUCUGAAAACCAAACCCAAGACGGGGCAGUCAGGCCUUAUAAAGUAGAAGGUAUUUGUACGUCUAAAACCACCAGCCAUACACGGGGGGUUCGAAUUCCGGAAAAUCUUAAUUCCUUUUUUUUUCCUCCUCCAUCACUUUCUUCAUUUCUACAUUUGUGGCGUUGUGUCCCCCGUUGCCCAUUUCUCUGUGCCUUCCGCCAUCUACCGCAGUCCAUCAAAUCCAAGCGUAAAAAGAGUUUCCGGCUGUCCCGCAAGUUUCCGUUUUACAAGAGCCUUGGUACGGAGACCAACAACGCACAGGCCGUGACGUCAAAUACCAGUGACAGCGAAAGCAGCUCCAAGGGACAGGAAGACACUAUUCUAUCCUAUGAACCCGUCAUCCGACAAGAGAUUCAUUACGCCAGACCUGUCAUCAUUCUGGGCCCCCUGAAAGAUCGGGUAAACGAUGACCUCAUCUCCGAGUUCCCCCACAAAUUUGGAUCUUGUGUCCCACACACUACGCGGCCCCGGCGGGAGAACGAGAUGGACGGUCAGGACUAUCACUUUGUUUCUUCCCGGGAGCAGAUGGAGAAGGACAUCCAGGAUAACAAAUUCAUAGAAGCCGGGCAGUUCAAUGACAACCUGUACGGCACGAGCAUCCAAUCGGUGCGCAUGGUGGCUGAAAGGGGUAAACAUUGCAUUCUGGAUGUCUCUGGGAAUGCGAUCAAACGAUUGCAGCAAGCACAACUCUUCUCUAUCGCUAUUUUUAUCAAACCAAAAUCCGUAGACGCACUCAUGGAGAUGAACCGGAGGCAAACGUAUGAACAAGCACUCAAGAUGUUCGAUAAAGCCACCAAGCUGGAGCAGGAGUUCGGGGAAUUUUUCACAGCCAUCGUUCAGGGCGAGUCGUUGGAAGAAAUUUAUAACAAGAUCAAGCAGAUAAUCGAAGAUCAUUCUGGGCAUCACAUCUGGGUACCGUCCCCCGAAAAACUCUAAACCGAAAACCUUCUGGACAGCUAAAUCCUCUAUGACCCUCCACUUUACCCUCCGCCCAGAGAAACGGGACAGUCAAGGGGGGGGGGGGAGGGGGUUCGAUGUGUAUUUGUCAUAAAAAAAAAAAAAAGAAACACAGGAAGACUUGUCCCCCCUCGGAGACCCUCCCUCCCAUCCCCCCUCAAGACUCCACUUCUUUUCGGAACUUGCAACUUGUGUGUAGUUAUACCGGCCCUUUUUUUUCGGGGAAUAAUUGUGCGGUCAUCAAGGAAUCCCUGCCCCCCCCCACCUCCGUAUCAAGCGGGCGACAAGAAAACUGACAGAACUUUGAUAACAAAAUGCAAAAAAAAAAAACACAAAACGAAAAAAAAAAAAGGGAACGGCGCAGAUGUGGCCAAUGACUUCAGACCAACCUCCCCUUCAUCUAUAACUUUACCCCUCGCUGGAUUGGAAGAAGGCAUAUUUAUAUACAUAUAUAUAUAAUGUGUGUGCGUGCGUGUGCGUGUAUAUAUAAUUUAUAUAUGACUAUAUAUAUUAUAUAUAUUUUGGCUGUGACGGGAUAUUUGUCCCUGCUAUUCUAUUGUUUGUAACAAUUUUUUUUAAAUUUUAUUUUUAUUUUAUUUUUUUCUGUGACGGGCGGAGUUUUCCGGCUCCUCCCUGGUACUCAAUUGGCCUACCCCACCGUGGCUGCAAAACCGCUUGCUCUGGGUACGAGGUAACCGGUAUGCCGUGGGUCAGCACCGAAUACGCAGGAGAGCGCAGGACCGGGGGGCGUCUGACUGCCUCUAUAGCAGCAGGUCAAGCUGGGAAGUUUCUUCCAAUUUUUUUUUUUUUAACUUUAUUGAAAAUGGACACGAUGUGCAUAAGGCUUUACAAUUUUAACUGACUUUUUUUUUUGUAUACUAAACUUUAUCGAAAACUGACACAAUGUGCAUAAGGCUUUACUAUUUUAACUGACAAGGUAAGCUUUUUGUGUAAUAUUUUAUUUUUUAUUUAUAUUCCCCUGAAACUGACCCGGCCGACGGUCGUAGAAGAAACUCAAAUUCCUGCCCAGCUACGACGGUAGCUGGCGACUCCAUACAUGGGGCCUCUCUUUGGUGCGAUGCUGUGCUGCAGGACCCCCCCUCCCGUGUUAGCCUGCCUUUUUUUUUUUUUUUAUGGCGCUACAUUUGUUAUGGUUGGAGAGCUUUUUACAAUCUAGUCCCAUUCUGUAGAUUUUAUUUUAUUGGGAGGGAGUUCACCCCCCCCUUAGGGGUUGCACGUGUUCUUAAUGCUAAGAUGUAUGUGUGUGCAUGGGAAGGCUCCUCUGUCUGCUGGUCUGAAGGGCCAGAGGAGGCGUCUCCUGUUCCGAGGAAGCCAG
Molecule: messenger RNA, 4398 nt
Organism: Rana temporaria (common frog)
Lineage: Eukaryota; Metazoa; Chordata; Amphibia; Anura; Ranidae
Product: disks large homolog 3-like
Exons: 23
Coding region: 384-3041 (885 amino acids)
Biological process (GO): chemical synaptic transmission
Cellular component (GO): neuron projection; postsynaptic density membrane; neuromuscular junction
Molecular function (GO): kinase binding
Source: RefSeq, a predicted model, not a curated record